This is a messenger RNA of Fraxinus pennsylvanica, 1113 nucleotides long. Lineage: Eukaryota; Viridiplantae; Streptophyta; Magnoliopsida; Lamiales; Oleaceae. The record is from the annotation of a GenBank genome assembly.
AUGGCAUACCGUUUUGCCCUUCUUUUCCUCUCAAUCCUUCUUGCGACGCCAUUUUGGUCCGCCGUGGCGGGUGGCGACGCCGGUGAAGUGGACGAUAUUAUGAUCCGUCAAGUCGUUGAUCAAGGAAAUGCUAACGAUGAUAACUCGUUGACCGACGAUCAUCAUUUUGAGAUCUUCAAGAAGAGGUUCACAAAGACGUAUGCUACCAAGGAUGAGCACGAUUACCGGCUCACCGUGUUCAAGGCUAACAUGCGCCACGCCAGGCGCCACCAGAAGCUCGACCCCUCCGCCAUCCACGGCGUAACUCAGUUCUCAGAUCUCACUCCCAAAGAGUUUCGCCGACAACACCUCGGCGUCAACCGACGCCUCCGCCUCCCCGUUGACGCUAACAAGGCGCCGAUCCUUCCGACCAAUGACCUUCCCACUGACUUCGAUUGGAGAGACCACGGUGCAGUCACGCCAGUCAAGAAUCAGGGUUCCUGUGGGUCAUGCUGGUCGUUUAGCACCACUGGAGCACUGGAAGGUGCGAACUUUUUGUCUACGGGAAAACUUGCGAGCCUCAGCGAGCAACAGCUUGUGGAUUGUGAUCAUGAGUGUGAUCCAGAAGAAAAAGAUUCAUGCGACUCUGGCUGUAGUGGGGGACUGAUGAACAGUGCUUUUGAGUACGCUCUUAAAGCCGGUGGACUCAUGAAGGAAGAAGACUAUCCUUACACGGGCACUGACCGUGCAGCUUGCAAAUUUGACAAAUCCAAGAUUGCUGCAAAGGUUGCUAACUUUAGUGUCGUGUCCCUUGACGAAGAUCAAAUUGCUGCAAAUCUCGUUAAGAAUGGCCCUCUUGCAGUGGGUAUCAAUGCCGCCUUCAUGCAGACAUACAUAGGAGGGGUGUCCUGUCCAUACAUAUGCUUUAAGCGGGUGUUGGAUCAUGGAGUGUUGUUGGUCGGGUACGGUGCAGCUGGCUAUGCUCCGAUUCGUCUGAAAGAGAAGCCAUAUUGGAUUAUCAAGAAUUCUUGGGGAGAAAAGUGGGGAGAGAAGGGAUACUACAAAAUCUGUCGUGGCCAUAAUGUUUGUGGGGUGGACUCUAUGGUUUCCACUGCUGCAGCUGUUAGUACCUAA